AUGGUAGAGAUGAAGUUUGUUGGAAUGGAUUUUAGCUGUGUUCUAGGCUCUCUACGCAGUAGUGAAAUCCCAGAAAAAGAUUGCUUACUUCCCUUAAUAUCAAAGCUUUUGGGUUACUGCAUCGUAACUGCGUCCACCAUAGUCAAACUUCCGCAGAUAUUAAAAAUUUUAAAGAAUGGAAGUAUCAGAGGGCUUAGUGUCUUAGCCUUUGAAUUGGAGGUUGUUGGGUAUACCAUUGCUUUGGCCUAUUGUCUUCACAAAGGCCUUCCUUUUUCAGCAUAUGGAGAGUUGGCUUUCCUUUUGAUUCAGGCAAUAAUUCUUGUAGCAAUCAUCUACUAUUAUUCUCAACCCCUUGGAACUAAGACAUGGAUCAGAGCUUUACUAUAUUGUGCUCUAGCACCAACAGUCUUAGCUGGUCAAAUUGAUCCCCUUCUUUUUGAAGCUCUAUAUGUUUCCCAGCAUGCGGUUUUUUUCUGUGCAAGGAUUCCACAAAUUUGGGCAAAUUUUAAAAACAAAAGUACGGGAGAGCUUAGCUUUAUAACUUCGUUCAUGAAUUUUGGUGGUUCCAUGGUGAGAGUUUUCACAAGCCUCCAGGAAAAGGCACCAACGAGCGUGGUUGUGGGCUCGGUGAUUGGCAUAAUCACAAAUGGUACUAUCCUAAGUCAAAUUGUUAUGUACCAAAACCAAACUGCAAAGAAAGAAAAGAAAGCGGAUUAG
Striga hermonthica is the source of this 717-nucleotide messenger RNA. Lineage: Eukaryota; Viridiplantae; Streptophyta; Magnoliopsida; Lamiales; Orobanchaceae. The record is from the annotation of a GenBank genome assembly.